Huiozyma naganishii CBS 8797 is the source of this 642-nucleotide messenger RNA. RefSeq names its product Isa2p (gene ISA2). The record is from RefSeq and is a predicted model, not a curated record. Gene Ontology annotation, molecular function: iron ion binding; 2 iron, 2 sulfur cluster binding; 4 iron, 4 sulfur cluster binding. The coding region runs from base 1 to 642 and encodes 213 amino acids. The transcript has a single exon. Gene Ontology annotation, cellular component: mitochondrion. Gene Ontology annotation, biological process: iron-sulfur cluster assembly. NCBI's taxonomy places the organism in Eukaryota, Fungi, Ascomycota, Saccharomycetes, Saccharomycetales, Saccharomycetaceae.
AUGUUGGCACGGGUGAUGCGAGGAAGAGGGGUGCUGUUGGUGCGGAGUUGCCGUUUGAGGGACCCACUGAGCCCGUGGAGGUUUAGCAGGACUCAUUCGUCAGCGGACCUAUCGAAGGUGGGGGCCAGUCGCUGGCUGCUCCGUGGACCUCAUAGGAUCACUGCAACUACUACUACUGCUGCUGCUUCUGCUGCUACGAGGGCGUCGCUGAGCAACGACGUGCUGGUUGCGCCGCAGAAGGUCGUGUCGCGAGACGGUAGUCUCCCGGGACAGCAGAUUCAGAUCAGCGAGCGGGCUGCAUGGAGACUCAAACAGAUCUACGACGAAUCGGGCGAGGUGCUCUCGAUCAGUGUUGAGAGCGGCGGGUGCCACGGGUACCAGUACGUUUUGAAGCUGGUCUUGGACGACGCCGCAUUGCCAGCGGACCAACCGGGAGACGACGAGUUCGCUGCAAGCAAGAACACCGUCACGUACGUCAUGCCAGACCACGGCGGCAAGAUCCUCAUUGACGGGGAAUCGCUCAGGAUCCUCGACGGCACCACGCUCGCCUACACAACUGAACUCAUCGGGUCCUCCUUCAAAAUAACGGGCGGGAAUCUCAAGAGCAAGUGCGGUUGCGGGACAAGCUUCGACAUUAAUUGA